GCAGUAGUGGUUUACACGCAGUCUAUUUUUAACUAUACCUUGUCACUAAUUUCACUAAUCUAAAUUAUUUGCCCAAUUUUCAAUAAAAUAUAAAAUAAUAAAAGAACGUAAUUUGUCUUUAAAAAGUAUCUAAAUAGCUGUCUAGCCACAAUGUACGCGGCGACUAAUAAGUAAUGGAAGAAGCAAUCAGUCUAACGUGAGUUGUCAAUUGAAAUAGGUAAAUAAUAAAAAAAAAAUUCUAUAUGGAAACUGCGUAUUCCGAAUUAAAUUUAACUAGAAUAUGUCGAAUUUGUUUAAACGAAUAUUCUGUAAUGAAAGAUUUGUUCCAGGAUAACCUAGUAGAAAUUGUACAAAGUUUAACUACCUUGCAAAUUCACCAGUAUGACUUAAUGCCUAACCUUUUAUGUAUUCAUUGUUUUGACGAUAUAAAACACUUUAAUUUAUUUAGAAAUAAGGCUUUGGAAAACGAUAAACUUUUACAAUCAGUUUUAAAUUCUAAAACGUACACAAAUAAUAUAUAUUUUGAAAAUCCAUUAACAAAAAAUGAUGUUCAGUUAGAAAAUAAUACAAGUAAUUUUGUAGAAAACUCUCAGACUGAGUCGACCUCUAAACAGGUUAAUCAGUGUAAUAUUUGUAAUAAGACUUUUAAACAUUCAACAUCAUUAAAACGACACCUUAAACUUCAUACUGGCAGUAAACAGUAUGAAUGUUCAUUUUGUGGAAGGAGAUUUUUUGAAAACGGUAAUCUUCAAAAACAUUUAAGGCAGCACAAACAAAUUGCAAAAAAACAUCAAUGCAAUGAUUGUGGUUCUAAGUUUUACGAUAGAUAUAAAUUACAAAUUCACAUGAAAUGCCAUACUGGGGAGAGACCUCAUGGAUGUAAUAUUUGUGGAAAGGGAUUUUCGACAAAGUCCCAGGUGCAACUUCAUAAAACAGUUCAUACACAAGAACGUAGGCAUCACUGUGAGAUUUGUAAAAAGAAUUUUGCUUAUAAAACUUCGUUGUUAAAACACUUGAAAAUCCAUACAGGGGAGCUACAGUAUUUUUGCCAAGAUUGUGGUCAAUCAUUUACGCAAAAAGUAAAGUUACUAGGUCAUAUUCGUAACAAACAUUCCAAGGAAUGUCCUUUUAUGUGUAAUGUAUGUGGACAGAUGUUUCCCUUGUCUGAGCAAUUACAAAACCAUUUAAGGACUCACACUGGUGAAAAAAAACUUCUAAAGCAUCCAUGUUCUGUUUGUAAAAAACUGUUUUCAUCUCAAUCGGAGCUUCGAAUCCAUACUCGCAAGCACACAAACGACAGACCCUAUCAGUGUGAUAUUUGUGGAAAAAAAUUUAAAGCCUCUUCACACGUGACAUCACAUAGACGAAUACAUACUGGUGAAAAAAACCAUAUUUGUGAUUGCUGCGGAAAAUCAUUUAGAGAAGCAUCUACUUUAAAGGUUCAUUAUAGAAUUCAUACAGGAGUGAAACCUUACAGGUGUACAGUGUGUGAAAAGAAAUUUACGCAGAAAAAUACUUUAAUUGUACAUUCAAAGAUACAUGAAGUUAAUUAAAAAGAUUAAAUGCAUAUUGAAAGUGUUCGCUAAUGUCUGAACUCAUGAAGAUAACAAUGAAAUGCAAAAGUAGGUAUGAAAAAAAUUCAAAACUGUUCUAUUUGUUACAGAUGUUUCUGGUGAUGUUUUAUUUGUUAAUCUUAGCUUUACAUACUUUUUAUGUCCUUUGUUAUGUAUCCAUCUCUUCUAGAUUAGAAAUCCUAUGCCACUUGUUCUACCAGUAGGCGUUUCUUUGUAGUUUUUGUUUUGUAAAAAGCAAAGACAAGAAGGUAAACCCUUUUACAGUCGAGUAAUUCUAGUGGUGCCUUCCGUGUGUAUAUUGAUCUUGAACUUCUGUAAGUUGUAGUCCUCGAGAAAUAUUUAUAACGAUUUAAAUAAAUUAUCUAUGUAAAGUUGAGAUUAUUGCUCUACUCCAAGGGUGAACAAAAGCCGGCCCGCGGGCCGAAUCCAGCCCUUUUGCUUACUUUAUCGGGCCCAUUGAAAAAUCUUGUAUGCAAUUUUUUUUAUUUCUUAUAUACAAUUUUGUUGAAAUUAAAAGUAUUUGUGUGCGUAUCAUACAUAUUAAUAAUUAAAUAUAUAAAUAAUAGAGAGUA
Messenger RNA from Diorhabda carinulata, 2146 nucleotides. RefSeq names its product zinc finger protein OZF-like. The transcript has 5 exons. NCBI's taxonomy places the organism in Eukaryota, Metazoa, Arthropoda, Insecta, Coleoptera, Chrysomelidae. Gene Ontology annotation, biological process: regulation of transcription by RNA polymerase II. Gene Ontology annotation, cellular component: chromosome; nucleus. The coding region runs from base 243 to 1553 and encodes 436 amino acids. Gene Ontology annotation, molecular function: zinc ion binding; chromatin insulator sequence binding. The record is from RefSeq and is a predicted model, not a curated record.